Labrus bergylta (ballan wrasse) is the source of this 2395-nucleotide messenger RNA. It is a transcript of the gene utp6, whose product is annotated as UTP6 small subunit processome component. Gene Ontology annotation, biological process: maturation of SSU-rRNA from tricistronic rRNA transcript (SSU-rRNA, 5.8S rRNA, LSU-rRNA). Gene Ontology annotation, molecular function: snoRNA binding; protein binding. Gene Ontology annotation, cellular component: small-subunit processome; Pwp2p-containing subcomplex of 90S preribosome. NCBI's taxonomy places the organism in Eukaryota, Metazoa, Chordata, Actinopteri, Labriformes, Labridae. The record is from RefSeq and is a predicted model, not a curated record.
CCAAUUUGCAGACGGGACCGGAAACGAUGUGCAUCACAACUUCCACACAUGUGUGAAGUGGAGCAUCAGCCAGCCCACAGCUGCAACGUUUCGGUCUCAUGGUGUCUCAGUUAAAGACGACAUUUCUAUCACUUUAUUUCUACAGAAUAUAACUUACCUGAGUCCGGAGCGGCUGCGUGCGCAUCAUGGCGGAGAUCGUCCAGCAGCGGAUUGAGGAGAGGAUCCCUGAGCUGGAGCAGCUGGAGAGAGUGGGACUGUUCACCAAGAAGGAAGUCAAAUCCAUAAUAAAGAGAGCGACAGCCCUGGAAUACAAGCUCCACAGGCUGAUCAUAAACAAAGAGGACUUCAUCGCCUACAUUCAGUAUGAGAUCAACAUUUUAGAGCUGAUCAAGAAGAGGAGAGCGCACAUUCAUUACCAGUUCAAAAGAGAGGAGAUCGAGUAUCCCAUCAUCCACAGAAUUAACAGCGUCUUCAGCAGAGCAACAAAGAAGUGGAAGGAUGACGUGCAGCUCUGGCUCUCACAUGUCGCCUUCUGUAAGAAAUGGGCCACCAAAGCUCAGAUCAGCAAAGUGUUCUCCACUAUGCUUGCCAUUCACCCAGACAAACCAGUGAUGUGGAUCAUGGCGGCCAAGAGUGAGCUGGAGGAUAGAAAUUCAUCUGAGAGUGCCAGACACCUUUUUCUGAGGGCUCUGCGUUUCCAUCCCAACAACAAGAAAGUUUAUCAGGAGUACUUUCGUAUGGAGCUGCUUCACUGUGAGAAACUAAGGAAGCAGAAGGAAGAGCUGGAACUGGCUCAGAUGGACCUGGGUGAAUAUGAGUUCUCUCCAGAGAUCCUGAGUGCUAAACUAGCCGAGAUUGUGUACAGAGAGUCUACUGGGAAAAUCAAAGAAGCAGAGUUUGUCAUCUCCCUUCUGGACAUAGCAGCCAUCUUUAAGUUCACCAAAGAACUCCAGGACUUUAUCCUGCAGGACUUACAGGCCAACUACACUGAAGACAGCCUGACGUGGGAUUUCAUGGCUAGGAGGGAGCUGGAGGCUCCGGGGGCAGGAGAGGAGCUGCAGACGGCUAAAGGCCGAGCUUCAGAUACCAACCGCAGAGAGGAGCGCUGCUGCCAGGUCUAUGAGGAGGGGGUCAAGAGCCUCAACACUGAGCCCAUGUGGACAUGCUAUGCUGCCUUUUGCUUGGAAAGGCUGAAGAGGAAGACAAAUGUGCAAGAGCUGAAGGAAAAGAGGCAGGAGAGGCUGCUGGGAGUGCUGCAGCGGGCCCACAACUCCUCACUGCUGAAGGAGGAGUACUAUAAGAACUGGUUGCAGGUCCUGCUCUCAUCUGAAGACGCGGAGGGAGCGGCCGGCGUUGCCAUGGCAGCCACGCAGCGCUACAGCCAAUCAGUGUCAGUGUGGAGCCUGAGUCUGCAGACGCUGAUACACUUGGAGAGUGGAGCCGUGGGCAAGCUAUUCCAGGACGCUCUCACACACGUGAAUCCCAAGGAGAGUCUACCUCUGUGGCAGCUGCAGGUCCAGUGGAGCGUGGCCAACCAGAGUCCUGAGGAGACAGAAGCCGUCUUCAAGAGAGGUCUGCUGUCUGCUGUAGCGGCUGUUGCCAUGGAGAUGAAAGAGAGCUACCUUGAUUGGUCGUUCUCCACUGGAGGCUACAAAAAAGCAAGGAAAACCUUUACAAGCUUAAAUGAAAACCGACCUCUGUCCAAAGCCUUUUUCACCAAGAUGAUUCAGAUCGAGAAGGAACAAGAGACUCCAAAGAUGAGCUGUCUGAGAGAUUACUACGAGAGGGCGCUGCAGGAGUUUGGCACCUCAGACGACGAUCUGUGGCUGAAGUACAUCCAGGAGGAGCUGGGACCCCAAGGGCAGCCGGAGAACUGUGGGAAGAUCCACUGGAGAGCCAUGAAGUUUCUCGAGGGGGAGAGCGUGGAGAGGUUCACUUCCAAAUAUACUCUCCUUCAGACUGGACACUUGUGAGCAGCGCUGACGAGUUCAGAGUUCAGAGGACGACUGGAAGCGUUUCAACAAACCGUGCACAAGUUCAUCAGCUGAAGGAGCGGCACCCUGUUAGAAUCUGGUGCUAUGCCCAUCCAUGAAUUGUUUCAAUGCUUUCCAAUGGCAAUCCAGCGCUGCAGUUUCUCAAGUUUGCGGUCCAGCAAUGUUGAACAAAAUGUUCUUAGGAGUUGCGAUUGCAGCUUUAAGCUGUAACAUUUAACAGCUCAGAUUUCCAACUUGAAUCCGGUUUGCAUUUUGUAUUUACAGAUCCUGAUUUGAUACCAGACUAAUGUGGGACAAGUGUUGUUAUGUCAAAAUGUCCGCUUGAAUAGAAUUCCACAUUUUCUUCGAGAGCAACAACUUUGAUACUGUUGUCGUGAUAUUAAAACAGUCUUUGAAAUGUU